AUGACGAUGCUCGUGUUCUUCACCUUCAUCCAGACCGGCCUAAGCGGUUAUAUCGUUUGGCAGUCAACGGUUCUUGAUUCCUUCUUGGGCGAGUCGCAUGUCUGGGGCUUCCACGUCUUCUUCAACGGGUUCUUAUGCAGCCUGACGAGGUCGUACCAGGUCUUCCGGUGCUGGCAGAUCAUCCGCAAAUGGUAUUGGAUGGUACCCCUGGUCCUUCUUGGCAUGGGGUCGUUUGCUGCCAACGUUAUAUUCGCCUACUCGGCCAUGCAAAUAUUCGGCCCACAUCCAACGUCUCAAGAGGCAAUGGCACGCUUCUGUUGGAAACAUAAGACGGGGAUCGAGCAUAUCGACAGCGCCGUGAAGCGCUACUUCAUCGUUGCCACCGAGUCAUCCCUGUGGCCAGGUCUCUGCUUGCUCAUCGCCGUCAUACUUUACCACUCGGGCAAUGUAGGUCACCCUUCCAGCCGUGCACCUGCCUGA
This is a messenger RNA of Coniophora puteana RWD-64-598 SS2, 480 nucleotides long. RefSeq lists its product as uncharacterized. The record is from RefSeq and is a predicted model, not a curated record. The coding region runs from base 1 to 480 and encodes 159 amino acids. The transcript has 6 exons. Lineage: Eukaryota; Fungi; Basidiomycota; Agaricomycetes; Boletales; Coniophoraceae.